AGAAAUCAGAAACAAUAAUAAAAGAAAAUAAAUAAAAAAACCCUCGCUGAAGAUCGGAACGGAGAGUUUUGGGGACAAAGAAAAUAUGGUAGUGAGGAGGAAGAAGAUGGAGCAACGCUUCACCUUCUUCUUCUCCUGUUGAUUUCAUGGCUUCUUCUCAGUCUCAGCAUCGCUGUGUCUUCGUUGGAAAUAUACCGUACGAUGCAACAGAGGAACAGCUUAUUGAAAUCUGCCAGGAGGUUGGCCCUGUAGUCUCGUUCAGAUUAGUUAUUGAUAGAGAAACUGGGAAACCAAAAGGUUAUGGGUUUUGUGAGUAUAAGGAUGAAGAAACAGCUUUAAGUGCUCGUCGCAAUCUUCAGGGCUAUGACAUUAAUGGGCGCCAAUUACGUGUUGAUUUUGCUGAAAAUGAUAAAGGGACUGAUAGAAAUAAAGAUCAGGGACGUGGGGGACCUGGAAUGACACCAAAUGUUGACGCUCAGAAACAAGUAGUCAUCCCAGCUGUUCAAGGGGAAUCUUCUCAACAUCAACCUAUCGGUCUUCAUAUUGCCAUAUCAGCUGCAGCUGUCAUGACUGCAGCUCUAGGUGGUUCUCAGUCUGCCAUCCAGUCAAAUCAAAAUGGUUUGCAGAAUCAGUCAGCAUUGGCAAAUGAUCCUUUAACUUUGCAUAUGGCCAAAAUGUCCAGGAGCCAGCUGACUGAGAUUAUCUCUGAGCUCAAGGGAAUGGCUACACACAACAAGGAUUUGGCUCGCCAGUUGUUGCUUUCAAGGCCACAGUUGCCUAAGGCUCUUUUUCAGGCUCAGAUAAUGCUAGGGAUGGUCACCCCUCAAGUGUUGCAAAUGCCAAAUCUUAAACUAGUUUCAGAUCAAACCUCACACUCUUCAAUGAAUGAAGGCCACCUCGGUCAGCCAUCAAUGGUUCAAACUGUGGUUAGCCUACCUCCCUAUGGACAGAGCAAAUUGCAGCCUGGCUUGACACCUUAUAUUCAAGAAGGCCAAGUCAGCACUAUACCUCAUAACCCUUUGGCUCCUAAUCAAUUAACCUCAAAUCCAAGGCCUCCAAUGCAGCCUCGAAUUCCCCUUCAACAUCAUCCAAGCAACCAUUUUGUACAGCUCGGAACAGGGCAGUCUAAUUUAAUGCUUCCUUCUGUACGUCCCCCAGCUUUGGGAAGUUUGUCUGUUAGGCCUCCAAUUCAAUCAGCAAGUUCGACUGCUUUGAACCCGCAAAUGCAUGCCUCGUUCCUACAGCAUCCAGUACGUGUUGGAAGCUCAACUAUCUCACAUAAUAUUCAAAUGGUUCGUCCUGAUGCAAGCUUUCAGGUUGGCCCCUCCACGUCAUCUGGUAUUUCUCAGUUAUUUAGUAAGGAAGGUGAUAGAUCUUCCAAAGUUCUUGAGGAUUGGGCCACGAGUAGUAGUAAAUAUUCAAACAUGUCUUUGGGGGUAGAGAAUACAAGCAUGGUUCGUGAUAUUCCAGAAUCCCUUACUCGCCCAUCAAAGCUCACUAGAUUGAAUGAUGGAAGGGGCGCCUCUCUUUCUGCUGGGACUUCAAACAUGCCUGUCUCCAACGGAUCAUCCUAUGUUCCUAGAAGUACCUCUUUAUCUGUACCUGCAGUUCCUAAAGCAGAAGUACGGCACACUGAUCAACAAUCUUCACAGUCGCAGCAGCUUCCAUCUGAUGUGGAGUCUGUUUUACUGCAACAAGUGUUGAAUCUAACACCAGAGCAAUUGAGUUCCUUGCCACCAGAGCAGCAACAACAGGUCAUGCAGCUGCAACAAGCUCUUAAGCGAGAUCAGAUGCAGCUCUCAUAACACACGCACAAUUCAAAUAUGCAGCAGCUAUUUAUUUAUGGCAAAGGUGGUCGGUCAAUUUUGCCAACUCAAUAUCCUGAAGAUACUUUGACAGAAACCAAGUCUGCCGCUUGUAUAUUAGCAUUUGAUGUAGAAUAGGUUCAGAAUAUCGAAAUUCUUUUUAUCAGUCAGUAUUUUACUUAUUUAUUUUUGUAAUUUGUUUUCUAAUUAGUGUCCAAACAUUUGUUGCGGUGAUGAGCUCCAAAUGAGCGUGUACGAAAAGAUUAGAAGAGAUAUCAUGUACAAUAAUAAUUAUGCUGACUAAAGUUUUGCCGUUUACAUAUCC
This is a messenger RNA of Cicer arietinum (chickpea), 2130 nucleotides long. Its product is annotated as cleavage stimulating factor 64. NCBI's taxonomy places the organism in Eukaryota, Viridiplantae, Streptophyta, Magnoliopsida, Fabales, Fabaceae. Gene Ontology annotation, cellular component: mRNA cleavage and polyadenylation specificity factor complex. Gene Ontology annotation, molecular function: mRNA binding. Gene Ontology annotation, biological process: mRNA 3'-end processing. The record is from RefSeq and is a predicted model, not a curated record.